AUGCCCUUCCAACCUCCAACUCAGGCCAAGUGUCCCAAAUGCGGUAAGAGUGUGUACGCGGCCGAAGAGAAGUUGGCUGGUGGCUACAAAUGGCACAAAUUCUGCUUCAAAUGCAGUAAGUUUAUUAUAUUGUAGUAGUGCGGUGUGCUGCUUGUUUUGUGUUUUUUAUUGUUACAGUAGGCUAGGGCUCUGGGUUAGGGCUCUGGGCUAGGAUUUUGGGUUAGGGCUCUGGGCUAGAGCUCUGGGCUAGGGCUUUGGACUAUGAUUUGUUAGUUAUUAUAUUAGGUAUCCUAACUAUAAACUUCCAUUUUUUAACAAACUUAUUUUUAUUAUACCAACCAAAACAAAGCUAAUUAUUCUGAGAUAUAUACUCUAACAUUGUCUAUGCUUUCUCUACAACGUUCCUUCAAAAAAAAGAUGAAUGCCAGAACUGUGGAACUACCUCAGCUGUGUCUUAAAGAAAUCUUACCCUAUAACAUGACUUCAGCGCCAUUUUUGAAAUUGAUUCCAGCAAUGCGACCUUUCAGCCUUCUGAAUACAUGAUAAUAAGAAGGAGCAAUGUCGGGACUGUAGGGCGGUAUAGGCAUUAUAGUCCAGCUCAAUUCACCAAGAACUUAUGACGUCAUCUUCGCACUGUGAGUUCGAGCGGCAUCUUGUCAAAGUUUCACAGUGGAAAUAUCAAUACCCAGAAAGUAGAGAGCAUGGUUGAUUCGUUUCAAUUGUUCAUUGUAGACAUCUGCCGUAAUUAUUUAUCCAGGUUUCAGAAACCCGUAGUACACUAUUCCCGUGGUAGACCACCAUACGCAACGGAAGGUUUUGUUUACCAUGAUGGUCAGGUUUCGGAGUAGAUACAGCUUUUGAACCAAUAUCAAUCUAUUGUCUUUUGACCUUCUUUAUAUCGUACAUUAUCCAGCUUUCAUCCGAAGUAAUAAUUAGUUGAAAAAAACCUCGGGUUUUGGACAAGCGAAACAAAAUAUCACAAGUAUUGAUCCUUAGCGCCAUGUUGGAAUCACUGAGUUCGUGGAGCACCCGCCUGCCACUUUUGUUGAGCUUUCCUAGUUUGUGAAGAUGAUUGGCGAUGGUUUGCGAGGUACGGGGAAGAAUAUGCGACAACUCCACUGUUGCUAAAUUAGUAUUUAACUCAAUCAGUUGAUGGCAUCUGCCACUUCAGGACCUCGUUUGUGUUGUUUGUCCACAAGGUCAAGGUUCACAGUAUGAAACUUUGAAAACCACGUCUGCACACGUCUAACACUUAUAACGUCUUCUCCAAAAACUUCUGCAAACGUACGGUGGCAUCCAAUAGCACUUUUACCUUGUUUAAAUACAUAGUCGCAUGCGAUAUCGCACCUCCAAACUGAGCUUAGCCAACUUUUACCCAGAUUUUUCUAAGUAGACAAAGACAAACAGACAAGUAUUAUAUAUCGUUCGAUUUGCAUUGAAACAAGCUACAAAACAAAACAAAUCCUGUCAAAUAAUAUUAAUUUUCACAAAAGUUAUAACUUGUAAAAGUCAGCGGAAGUUUAUAAUUAGGAUACCUAAUACAAGAAUUCUACUGUAUUUAUAACAUUUUUGCUUUUAAAAUUACUGCAUUUUUGUUACUGUAACUUUUUUUUGCUUUUCCGUCUACAGUAUUGUUGCUGUUUCAUACUGUACCGUCUUUUUGUAGCCAUGUGUAACAAGUUGUUGGACUCGACCAACUGUUGUGAGCAUUUGAGUGAGCUUUACUGUAAACAAUGUCACGGACGCAAGUUUGGCCCUAAAGGCAUUGGCUUCGGGAUCGGUGCUGGGGCUUUGUCUAUGGAUACUGGAGCCAAGUUUGGCAAUAAGGAGGUGGAAAUGACGUUAGUUUUUUGA
This is a messenger RNA of Bursaphelenchus okinawaensis, 1854 nucleotides long. Lineage: Eukaryota; Metazoa; Nematoda; Chromadorea; Rhabditida; Aphelenchoididae. The record is from the annotation of a GenBank genome assembly.